UUCUACCACUCGAAUAUCCCUAAUCUCCCUCUCUCUUUCAUCUCUCUAUUUUCAUUGAAGCCAUGGAUCGAUGCCAAGAACAAAAACCCUAAUUCCUCACUUUGAUUCAUCUCGAUUUUUCAUCUUUUAUGAAGCCUCCGUGGCUGGUCUCAAUUUCUCCGGUUUUUUUCGUUGUUCAACCGUUAUUGCAAUUUUCAGGAUCGAUGUCUGAGUAAAAAAAAAAAUUCUUCUUUUCUGGGUUAAGAUCCUUUCUUAGAGCAAGCUCAGAGUUACCAGGUGAGGGUUGAUCAUGGAUGUGACCGAGCUCGAGGAGAAUCUAUUUGCAGCCAGCGACGCCAAGCUACAUGGAGAUAUGUGCAAGGAACUAUCUGGGGUUCUCUGCAAGGUACUCUCAAUCUUCCCGUCAUUGGAAGGAGCAAGACCUCGGAGUAAAUCAGGGAUUCAGGCCUUAUGCUCUUUACAUAUUGCACUUGAGAAGGCAAAGAAUAUUCUUCAGCACUGUUCUGAGUGUAGCAAACUUUACUUGGCCAUAACUGGGGAUGCUGUUCUUUUAAAAUUCGAGAAAGCGAGAACUGCUCUCAUCGACAGUCUUAAACGUGUAGAAGACAUUGUUCCUAGCUCAAUAGGGUCACAGAUUUUGGAAAUUGUUGGUGAGCUAGAGAACACCAGGUUCUUGCUUGAUCCAUCAGAGAAGGAAGUCGGUGAUCAGAUCAUUGCACUGCUCCAACAAGGGAAAAAAUUUGACAACUGUAAUGACAACACCGAGCUUGAGAUUUUCCACCGGGCAGCUACUAGACUCAGUAUCACUUCCUCUAGAGUGGCUCUGGCGGAAAGACGGGCUCUAAAGAAACUCAUUGACAGGGCACGCACAGAGGAGGACAAGCGUAAGGAAUCAAUUGUGGCUUACCUUUUGCAUCUUAUGAGAAAAUGCUCCAAGCUUUUCAGAAGCGAGGUUUUGGAUGAGAAUGACUCUCAGGGCUCAACACCAUGUUCUCCCACUGAUCAGGGUUUUAAUGAAGACCGUAGGAGUGUUCAUGGGUUUGGUCGUCAGCUAUCUAGGUUUGGUUCUAUGAACAGCCCAAAAUCAGGACAGAUGCCUGUUCCACCGGAAGAACUGAGAUGCCCCAUAUCUUUGCAGCUUAUGUGUGAUCCUGUCAUCAUUGCUUCAGGGCAGACUUAUGAACGUGUCUGUAUUGAGAAAUGGUUCAGUGAUGGACAUAAUACUUGCCCAAAGACUCAACAGGAGCUCCCACAUCUCUCCUUAACUCCUAAUAACUGUGUUAAAGGUCUUAUUGCGAGCUGGUGUGAACAAAAUGGAACCCAAAUCCCAAGUGAACCGCCGGAAUCUCUAGACCUGGACUACUGGAGACUAGCUCUCUCUGACUCCGACUCCACCAGGUCAAAGUCUGUAAACAGUAUAGGCUCGUGUAAAUCGAAAAGCAUUAAAAUUAUUCCUUUGGAAGAGAAUGGUACUACCGUUGCAAACACAGAAGAAAGUUUUGUGUCUGAUGUUGAUGAUGAGAAGGAUUCUCAUGUGAAUGUACUUAAAAGGUAUCAAGAUUUAUUGGCUAUCUUAAACGAAGAGGACGACUUGGAAAAAAAAGUCAAGGUUGUGGAGAAGAUCAGGCUAUUGCUGAAAGAUGAUGAAGAGGCCAGGAUCGUCAUGGGAGCUAAUGGGUUUGUACAAGCUUUGUUGCGGUUCCUAGGAUCAGCUGUGGAUGAAAAUAAUGUUGCAGCACAGGAAACUGGAGCUAUGGCUCUGUUCAAUUUAGCCGUCAACAAUAACAGGAACAAAGAGUUGAUGUUAACUUCCGGGGUGAUUCCGCUGCUUGAGAAAAUGAUAUCGUCUUCUGAAUCUCAGGGUUCAGCAACUGCGCUUUAUCUGAACCUUUCCUGUCUUGAAGAAGCCAAGUCCGUGAUAGGUUCAAGCCAAGCAGUGCCUUUCCUUGUUCAGAUUCUUCAAGGGGAAACUGAUAACCAAUGCAAGCUUGAUGCUCUUCACGCACUCUACAACCUUUCCACAUAUUCCCCAAAUAUCUCUGCUCUCCUUUCAUCUAACAUCAUCAAGAGCCUCCAAGGCCUUCUCGCAUCAACAGGUGAACAUUUGUGGGUAGAGAAGUCAUUAGCGGUGUUGCUAAAUCUAGCUUCGAGCCAAGAAGGCAAAGAUGAGGCGGUAUCAUCACAGGGCAUGAUCAGCAGCCUAGCAACAGUGCUAGAUAUGGGUGACACGUUAGAGCAAGAGCAAGCUGUUUCAUGCCUUUUGAUUCUCUGCAAUGGAAGAGAGUCUUGUAUCCAGAUGGUGCUACAAGAAGGUGUGAUACCAUCAUUAGUGUCGAUCUCAGUGAACGGGACUCCGCGAGGCAGAGAGAAGUCUCAGAAGCUUCUAAUGCUGUUUAGGGAACAACGGCAGCAACGGGACCAACCAUCUCCAAACAGAGAUGAACCUCCACAAAAGGAAGCUCCCAAGAAAUCUCUCUCAGCACCAAUGUUUGUCCAUGGAUCAGCUUCAGCUUCAGCUCCGGAAUAUGAACCAAGAGUCUUGUCGAAAUCGAUGUCGAGAAGAAAGUCAUUGGCAAGGCCGUUCAGUUUCUUCUGGAAGAAAAGCUACUCGGUUCACCACCAGUGAGAAAGAAGAAAUGUCACAUGUACAACCUUUUGUAUGUAAGUAAAAGCUUUGUUUUCUUUUGUUUUUCCUUCUUCUUACAAAUUACAAAAGUCAUCUCAUAGAGAAAGAAGAUAUGUACAGGGCCACAUUGUGAAUUACACUCGAUUUUGCUGAAAUGUAUAUGAAGUUAUUAUUAAAAUAAAAACAAAA
Messenger RNA from Eutrema salsugineum, 2815 nucleotides. Its product is annotated as U-box domain-containing protein 7. The transcript is spliced from 7 exons. Lineage: Eukaryota; Viridiplantae; Streptophyta; Magnoliopsida; Brassicales; Brassicaceae. Gene Ontology annotation, biological process: protein ubiquitination. Bases 290 to 2626 code for a protein of 778 amino acids. Gene Ontology annotation, cellular component: cytoplasm; nucleus. Gene Ontology annotation, molecular function: protein binding; ubiquitin-protein transferase activity. The record is from RefSeq and is a predicted model, not a curated record.